CACACCAAGCCAGAAGCAUCUCCUGGUUAUUGAGAGAUCUGAAAAAGUGAAAACUGCAAUAAUGGUGCUCUCUGACAGCAUGAGAAGGGUUUUAGAAGAACUUGGCAGCCACAUAAGGGCAAAUGCUGAAGCUUGGGGUGCAGAUGCUUUAGCCAGGUUGUUUCAGCUCUGUCCUCAAACUAAGAUGUACUUCAAGAAAUUCAACGGCUUCAAAGCAAGUGAUUCAUGUGUCAAAAUGCAUGGUUACGUUGUAAUGACAGCUGUGGCAGAUGCAAUCCGUAACUUGGACAACCUGAGUAAUCACCUGGAACCUCUUGCCGAGAAACAUGGUGAAGUAAUAUGUGUGGAACCUCCUAACUUUUUUGUGUUCUCUAAGUGUAUCACAGUUACCCUGGCCAUUCACUUGCCUGCGUUCACCCCUGAAACCCACAAUGCAGUCGACAUAUUCCUUCAGUUGCUUUCACAUAACUUGAGCUCCAAGUACCGUUAAAGACACUAUCAAUAAACCAUGGUGAAUGACAGCAAGAUCAUCACUUAAAUCUCCUCCUGCAUGUUUUCUCAAGCUGUCUGCUAAUAAAUCAUUAGUCCUGUAAACACACAUAAUGUGUUUGCUUUUGCUCCUGUUCUUUAAUUAAUUCCACAUUUUGGCAUUGAUUAAUUGUUAUAACUGGUAAACUGGACUAAAUAAACAUUCCACACGCGUCAAAGUUGCUGGUGAACACAGCAGGCCAGGCAGCAUCUCUAGGAAGAGGUACAGUCAAUGUUUCAGGCUGAGACCCUUCGUCAGGACUAACUGAAGGAAGAGUUAGUAAGAGAUUGAAUUGAAUUUCCAGCAUCUGCACAUGUUGCUUGAAUUUCCAGCAUCUGCAGAAUUCCUAUUGUUUGUAUUGUGUAAAUAAACAUCACUUUUAUCAAUGUU
Mobula hypostoma (lesser devil ray) is the source of this 919-nucleotide messenger RNA. RefSeq names its product hemoglobin subunit alpha-like. Gene Ontology annotation, biological process: oxygen transport; hydrogen peroxide catabolic process. The transcript has 3 exons. Gene Ontology annotation, cellular component: hemoglobin complex; blood microparticle; haptoglobin-hemoglobin complex. Lineage: Eukaryota; Metazoa; Chordata; Chondrichthyes; Myliobatiformes; Myliobatidae. The record is from RefSeq and is a predicted model, not a curated record. Gene Ontology annotation, molecular function: haptoglobin binding; organic acid binding; heme binding. Bases 62 to 490 code for a protein of 142 amino acids.